Messenger RNA from Anthonomus grandis grandis, 2288 nucleotides. RefSeq lists its product as uncharacterized. The coding region runs from base 122 to 1963 and encodes 613 amino acids. NCBI's taxonomy places the organism in Eukaryota, Metazoa, Arthropoda, Insecta, Coleoptera, Curculionidae. The record is from RefSeq and is a predicted model, not a curated record. The transcript is spliced from 12 exons.
ACAAGAAAAUCACAAACAAAAUUUUAAUUAUUCAAUUUUUUCAGUCGGGGUGUUCGUUACUGUGAUACUAACGGUUUAAGUUUCAAAAUUAUUCUUUAUAUUAUGUGCUUAAAACCAUAAAAUGUUUUUCUUUAGGUUAAGCGUUUUCAUUUCUUUAGUUUUAGGAACUCUCUCCCUAAACUGCACAAUCCCAGCGGUAAUAAGAGGAGCAUGGUACUCCUGGGAAAACCAAAACACCUUAACCGAACUGGAUCCCAGUACCAUGAUCCGGAAUGGUCGCUAUGACACUUGUGUGGACCUCAAGAAUGAUUAUCAUGUAAAUUACACCAUGGUGUUCCACAGGGAGAAUGAAAAUUGCUUUAUUUGUAUUAAAUUCUUGAUUAGGACAUUGAAUAUUGUGGAAAAAAUCGAGAGUCCAUGCAUCAGCCUUCCGAAUCAUAAUGAAGCAUCUGUGGCAAGGGUGUGUAGAGCAUUAGAUCCGCAACAGCAGCUGAUCACUUUGUUUUCUGAGAAUUAUGUGCCCGUGAAUUGUAGAUCUUCUUUAGAAGGGGUCUGGACCUUCGGGUACCAGAAUAGAUUUAAAUUUACUGGCGAGUGUAGGAAUCCUGAUGCACAGAUCCGAUCUUGCCAAACAGCGGGAUCUCAGUUCCUAAUCACCAAUCAGAAAUUUAAUAUCACUUAUAAGAAGUGUGAGGGGAUGGACGAGACGUUUGAUGGAGUGGUGGAGUACAGUUGCCUAGGAGAUUGGUUCGUUGGUAAGAACCACUUUUUCGCAGUAGCCAACACAAAAGAGUCAAGAAAAGACGAGAAGUACAGGUGUUUCCUGAAAAAUAGGGAUGACGACUUUUAUAUUGGGGUGUCCAUUACCGCCGAAUGUAACACUUUAAAAACGGUGGAGAAGAGCCCCGAGAGGUUGCAUGUUACACCAGUUAAGUCUGAAGUAGUGGAACCUGGUUGUCGACUGCCACAAAAUUUUUCAGGCGACUGGAUAAACACGGCAAACAUCGACGCGGACGUGUUCAUAAACGAGACCCACAUAAUCGAAACUUCUUAUCCGGACGAGGGGCGGUACCGCAGAACCGUUUACGUAUGCAAAGAGCAACGGGACUCCCGCAUAAUGAUGGCCCGACUUACCGUUGACGGAUGCCAAAAGGAUUAUAUUUGCUUCGAUUUUGUGCCGCAGCACCACAACUUGAUCAGGUACCGUAAGGGGGUGGCGGUGAUCAAAGACGACUUCAGUACCGUUUGCUCGUGGGUUCAGUUUUCGAAUAAGGUCAGGUGGAAGUACGAUUUGUUCUUGAAGAAAAAUCCGGUGCCGAUCAAGUGUCCGGUGGCGGGCAAGUUUAAUUUUACCCAAAAGGGUGACGUGCCUUUCGAGACCAGGAUUUUGGGUGGUGUUACCCUGAGUCCGAGACCGAACGUUUAUUGUAAGGAAAACAUUUCGGACUUCUCGGUUUGCGAUGACGAACAGAAGGAGGUCGCUGUGGACGAGAAUUAUUGCCUUUCAGUGGACCACAGGGGGAAACCAGUGGAUAUAUACAGUGAUCCUGACUACAAAAUGAAGUGCAUCGGGUUCUGGAAAGAAAACCUGAAGUCUUAUCUGAUAACUUACGACGAGUUGGACCCGUUUUCAAAGUUCCGCUGCUGGGUGUACCAGAGGGCGGAUCUAAACAAGAUCUUGAUGUCCCAAGCAAUCGGACCGUAUUGCGACCUAAAACAGACGGUUUAUUCGUGGAAUUAUACGGAGGGGGCCACGGUGGCCCUGCAAAUGGAGGAAUACGAGAGAGAACGUGAUCAGUGUCCGAUGUACUUCGACGACGGUUCUAAUCCCUACCUGGACCCGGAAAAUCACAUAAUCCAGUUCGAUUUUGGGUUUUUAAAAAGCGGGACUGGUUGCCUAUGUAAUAGCUUUUUUGGCACUUUAAUUGUGGGGGUAUUUGGUGCUGUAAAUAGGCCUUUUUAGGGCGAAGAAGUUAUUUUUUUGAAUCUCAUUUUAAUACUCCUAUUUUUUAGGCACGUUUAUAAAAUAAAAACAUUCCAAUUUUGUACUUAAUUUUUGUAGUACUAACACAAUAGUCUUAGGAAUAAGCAGCUAUCCGUCCAAUUUUGGCUUUAAACGUUCGUAUAAAUUUUAUAUUUCUAUAUUGUUUCGUCUAGGCAGUUGAAAAAGUGUCAUUAUAUUUUCGACGGCAAGUUUCAACUGCCUGGAAGAAAUAAUUGAUUUUGCUUUUUAAUUAAUUCAAUUUUAAACCACCUUUAUAUAAUAAAUUGUUUAAAAAAACGAAAAA